Molecule: messenger RNA, 1347 nt
Organism: Colletotrichum truncatum
Lineage: Eukaryota; Fungi; Ascomycota; Sordariomycetes; Glomerellales; Glomerellaceae
Product: phytanoyl dioxygenase
Source: RefSeq, a predicted model, not a curated record
AUGGCCGCCAUAACUCUUCCGCCAGCAGAAGCUUCUUUGACUCCGGGGCUGGACUUCAAGGGUCUCACUUUGAGCGAUCCUAAGGGGAAAGAAUUCGAGUCACUUGCCUCGGAAGUGGUCGAAAUCAUUAAAGACAAACUUUCAAUUUUGGGCAAAGCCGACACGCUGGCGGAAUUCAUCGUUACAGACAAAUUGCCCCGUGGCCAGCUUACAAAAACAUUGUUUAUUGAUGCUCGGCCUAACGGCACCCGCCUGCUUGAGUCGCUAGCCGAGGGUGCCGAAGUAGAUGUAACGAUAAUUCUUCGUCCAGACAUGCUCUUUAGUCUGGCCAAUGGUAGUUUGGACAUCAACAUGAUUGCUCGUGUUGGGUUCAAUAUAACGGGAAAGACCCCACCUAAAGCCUAUGACCUGUUGGAUCUUUUGGGCCCCAAGCCCUCCAAGGUCAUGGAUUAUGCGGAAUAUACCUUUCCUGAUGCUGAAUUACCAAAGCCAACCACCGAUCUCAGCGAGGUCAAGCGCAACAUAAAGCGGUUCGGAUACGCAAUUGUGAAAAACGCAUUGAAUUCUGAACAAGUUCAAAUUGUGCGGCAAGCGAUUCUUGAACAGGCCUCUGGGGAGCGCCAAGCUGGUGUUGCAGAUAUAGAGGGAGGAACGAACCAACGAUUAUGGAAUGUGAUAAACAAGGGUGAAGAGUUUGUGGAUCUUUUGAAUCAUCCUUUAUUUGACGAGUUGUUGUCCUGGUUUUUGGGAGACUACGGCUAUCUCACCCAGGCUUCCGUCAACAUUCUCGGACCUAACAACAUCCCGAUGCCUUUUCAUCGCGACCAAAUUCCACUGAACCCUUUUACAGAUGAACCUAUCGGUCUGAGUUUCAUGUUCUACGUCGAAGACUGCAGCAAAUCUAACGGAGCUACGCAUGUCAUCCCUGCUUCUCAUGUUGGACACGUACGACCAUGGGAUACUAACAGCUUCGACGGCUCCAUUCCCGCAGCAGCCCCUGCGGGUUCGUGCCUCGUUUUCAACACCACGCUCUGGCACUCAACGGGUGUCAACACCACCAGCGCUGAAAGGCCUGCUCUAAUUUAUGCAUUCAGUCGUUACUUCAUGAGCUCAACUGUUAACCCAUAUGUCAGCUUGCGACCAGAAGUCUUGGAAAAAUUGACGCUGAGACAACGGCACCUCCUAGGCUUCGUUGUCCGCCCAGCGUACAACUGGGUUGGAAAGAAGAGGUCUCCAGGAGAGGUGCUUGAUAAAUACGGGGAUGACACUGGUAAGAUCAGAGCAGAGUACGUGCCGAUUGGUGGAAAGACCAGUGGAAUCCCGAGCAUCUCUGAACGGACAAUUUGA